Populus euphratica (Euphrates poplar) is the source of this 2169-nucleotide messenger RNA. RefSeq names its product probable 26S proteasome non-ATPase regulatory subunit 3. The coding region runs from base 334 to 1887 and encodes 517 amino acids. Gene Ontology annotation, molecular function: enzyme regulator activity. Gene Ontology annotation, biological process: regulation of protein catabolic process; ubiquitin-dependent protein catabolic process. The record is from RefSeq and is a predicted model, not a curated record. The transcript has 7 exons. Gene Ontology annotation, cellular component: proteasome complex; proteasome regulatory particle, lid subcomplex. Lineage: Eukaryota; Viridiplantae; Streptophyta; Magnoliopsida; Malpighiales; Salicaceae.
CGAAUAUAAAAAAAACCCAAUCGUUAAAACCCAUUGCCUUCCUAAUCUUUUCGUAACUUGAACAGAACAACCCAUUCAUCCACUCACUAAAUAGACAAAAAAAAAAAAAAAAAAAAAAAAAAACAGAAGAACCUUGGAUGAAAAGAAACGUGAGUAACUCUGAUGCCACAUCCCAAGGAUCAAAACGAGCUCCCAACCGUUACAGAGCUUCUCCAGCUACACUGCUAGCUAAGAUUUGCAGGUAGUAACUUGCUACAUUUCCCUCAUCAAAAUAAAAUCCCAACUUCAUCAUUUCCUCACAUAUUGUCACUUCUGAUAAAGGUCUCAGCAGAAAUGUCCGUCGAAGCCCAGAUAAAAAGCUCCAGCACCCCCUCUCCUUCUAAUUCCAUCACCUCGCCUGUUGAAUGCUCCCUCAAAAGCUUGAUGGAUAUAGCAUCGCUUAUCGAGACUGGCUCGUGCAAGAAGGAGGUUUUUCAUAUAGCUCGUGCUGUUCGCCUUACUAAUAGCUUGAAGAAGAAGCUGGCGGAGCCUAAUCUGCUCCAAGCUUUUUUGGAUUUUGCCCUUUCUCCAGGCUCUGAGCUGCAUAACCGACUAUCUGGAUUUCUUCAUCAUCAGAGAGGUGAGCUUGGAAUGGAAGCUGAUUCUGCAACAUCCGCUCCAGCAAAACGCGUUUCUCCAGAGCUUGAGAUUUACUGUUACUUGCUUAUGCUGCUAUUUCUGAUUGAUCAGAAUAGAUACAAUGAGGCUAAAGCUUUCUCCUCGGCUGCUGUUGUUCGAGUGGAGAACCUAAGCAGAGGUGCUGUUGAAACUGCUGGUGUUCUAGCAUCUAGGGUGUACUUUUAUUAUUCGUAUAUCCAUGAGGUCAUAGAUGAUCUUGCUGAAAUUCGUUGGGACCUUCUUCACUUGCUUACCAUUUCGACUUUGCACCAUGAUGACCUGGGUCAGGUUUGUUGCCAGUCAACCUGGAUGUUGUUUACUUUGCAAAUUCAGUUUCUCAUAUGCGAUACAAUGACAAUGAAGCAGGAAACACUUCUCAAUCUGUUGCUUCGUAAUUACCUGCAUUACAACUUCUAUGACCAGGCAGAGAAAUUGAGGUCAAAGGCACGGCGAUUUCAAUCACACACAAUUCAGCAGGUUUGUCGAUACCUGUUUUAUCUUGGAAAGAUUCAGACAAUACAGUUGAAGUAUAAAGAUGCUAGAGAGAGUCUCCUUCAUGCUGCUCGGAAAGCUCCUGUUGCAGCUCAUGGCUUUCGAAUUCUGUGUAGCAAAUGGGCUGUCCUUGUUCAUUUACUAUUGGGAGAAAUACCUGAGAGGACAACCUUUAAGCAGAGUGGAAUGGAGAGGGCUUUGAGGCCAUACUUCAUGCUUACAAAUGCUGUACGAAUUGGUGACCUGGAGCUAUUUAGGAAUGUUGCAGAAGAUUUUGCUGGUUUUUUCGGAUCAGACAAAACCUACAAUCUGAUUGUUCGACUGCGACAUAAUGUCAUCAGGACCGGGCUACGCAAAAUCAGCAUCUCCUAUUCCCGGAUCUCACUUGCUGAUGUUGCUGAAAAAUUGAAGCUGGACUCUGCAAACCCUGUUGCAGAUGUCGAAAGCAUCACAGCGAAGGCCAUCCGUGAUGGUGCAAUCCACGCUGUUUUAGAUCAUGCAAAUGGGUGGUUGGUAUCAAAGGACACCGGAGACAUUUACUCUACAGCCAAGCCACUCGCUGUCUUCAGCUCUAGGAUUGCUUUCUGUCGUAACUUGCAGAAUGACGCAGUCAAGGCCCUGCGGUUCCCGCCAAAGACACAAGAAGAGAGAGACUCCGAUGAGUACUGGAGAGAAAGCCAAGUGCUUGAUGAAGAAAUAGCAAGGGAAUACAUGGACGAGGAUGAGACUUAUUUUUAGAAAGACUACGAUGCCCCAUGUUUCUGGUCUUCAUUCUCCACUUUCUACAUUUCCUAUUCCUAAACAAACAUGUUUGUUUCAGUAUCAUAUGGAUAGUACUCUGUAUUUCCAUGGUGGAAUCACUAGUUUGAUCUAAUGUUACAAUCCCCAUUUUAGAUAUGCUAUGUACCUGGGGAUGAAUUAUCUCGGACAGACCGUAGAUGACCACCGUUUUUUACCAAGACUACAUUCACUUUUAUGGUUGGUGUCGUUGUGGACCGACUCCAUAUAUGCUGUUUCUAA